Quercus lobata is the source of this 673-nucleotide messenger RNA. Its product is annotated as probable pectinesterase 29. The record is from RefSeq and is a predicted model, not a curated record. Gene Ontology annotation, molecular function: pectinesterase activity. The coding region runs from base 37 to 450 and encodes 137 amino acids. The transcript is spliced from 3 exons. Gene Ontology annotation, biological process: cell wall modification; pectin catabolic process. Lineage: Eukaryota; Viridiplantae; Streptophyta; Magnoliopsida; Fagales; Fagaceae.
UUUUCUACUUUGCACUGACUGUCUUCCUUUUCCUAAAUGCGUCCGAGGCACAAAACGAAAGUCCUACCAAGACUAUCGUGGUUGAUCAGUCAGGCAAGGGACAAUUCACCACAGUGCAACAGGCCGGCCAUCGAUUCAAUCCCAUCAAAUAACAAACAAUGGACAGUUAUCCAUCUCAAUGCUGGUGUUUACAAAGAGAAAGUUAUGAUCCUUAAAGAAAAACCAUACAUUACUCUUAAGGGAAUGGGUAAGAGUUCGACUGUGAUCGAAUGGGGUGAUUCUGGAAACUCCAUAGAAAGUUCUACCUUCAAGUUGUAUGCUCCAAAUUUUAUGGCUCGUGAUAUUACAUUCAAGAAUACAUUUGACCUCGAGAUGGUGGAUGAUAUGAUAACAACGAUUACAUGGGCACCAGCAGCUCUUCUUUAUGCAGACAAAGAAGGUGGCCAAUGAAAUUUACAUUUCAUGUCGUGUAUCUUGCUUGUUGGGGAUUUCACCAAAUCAAAGAAUAAUAAUGUAAGAACAAAAUGAACACAUCAAGUAAAUAGAAAUUAGUGAUUGACUUGGAGGUACAAUUGAUUGUUAUCCUUAGACAAUAUUUGUCCAUAUACACAAGUUGUUAUAGGUUUUCUACAAACUUGUCCUCAGAAUACUACCAAGUUUAUUGGGUUCUACA